AUGGCAGCACCUUUUUGGGGUCCUCAGACCUCUUAUUUAAACUUUUGUGAAGAGGAUUAUGUUAUCACACGGUACAUCGCUGAGUUUAUAAAUACUCUUAGCAGUUUCACAUAUGUGGCAUAUGGACUCUAUGGCUUGUUGACAUCGCCUAAAUUCCCGACUGGGCCACGCUUGGCCUCAUACUGUGGACUAAUAGGCGUGGGGAUAUGUUCAGCUGGAUAUCACAUGACCUUGAAGUAUCAUACGCAAAUGUCUGAUGAACUGUCAAUGCAUCUUCUCACCACACCCCUCAUCUAUCGUCUUCUUAGCUUCAAAGCCAGUCCUCAAAAGACUCGAAUCAUUGGGAUCGUUCUUUCAAUAUUGUUCACGAUUGUCAUGGUCACUCAUAUGGUCAUGGAUGAGUUCCUUUUACACGCAACUACGUUUGGCUUUGGCAUUUAUGUCAUUGCCACUCGCGUGCUGAAGGUUAUUCCUCAGCAGGUUAAGGAUCCGGUUAUCAGGAAGAAGUUUCAGAACAUGGCUAUUCUCGGACUUGGGUUCUUCGGCUUUGGAUAUAUAGUUUGGCUCAUCGACGAAUUCGCUUGCCGGUAUUUGACGAGUGCGAGACAUGCAGUUGGUCUGCCCUUUGCAUUUCUUCUGGAACUUCAUGGAUGGUGGCAUGUGUUCACCGCUAUCGGAGGCUAUACUGCCGUUGCGGUCAUCGAUGUCGUUACGACAGGGGAGGUCAUCGACGACCCUACAGACACCUUUGCCUGGCCCGUUCCGUUUGCGGCUAGGCUGAUGUCUGGAACUUCUGGGCCAGUGAAACAAGGCUGA
Messenger RNA from Fusarium fujikuroi IMI 58289, 816 nucleotides. RefSeq names its product related to YPC1-Alkaline Ceramidase. The record is from RefSeq and is a predicted model, not a curated record. Gene Ontology annotation, cellular component: endoplasmic reticulum membrane. The transcript has 7 exons. The coding region runs from base 1 to 816 and encodes 271 amino acids. Gene Ontology annotation, biological process: ceramide biosynthetic process; ceramide catabolic process. Lineage: Eukaryota; Fungi; Ascomycota; Sordariomycetes; Hypocreales; Nectriaceae.